AACAAGUUAACCACGUGGGGUUUGAUACAAGGAGCCGCCGUGCAGGACCAAGAUUUGAUACAGAUGAAAACAAUAUCUAGGUCCAGCUGGUGUCAUGAGGGCUCGCGGACAUCGUGCUGGACGAGCUGCGAGGAAGAGGAGGCAGAAACAAGAAGGUGUCGUCCAGUCGGUCUCUCUGUGUCACCAGCCGCAGUAUGUGAAGCUGAUGAAGUUUCUUCACCAACGAGGAUUCACCUCAACACCGCUGCAGCCGGCCAACUUCAUUGACACCGGCAGAGGACUGCAAGCGCUGAAGACCAUAAAGCCUGGACAGCUGAUCAUCUCUCUGCCAGAGUCCUGUCUCCUCACAACAUCCACGGUUCUGCACAGCUACCUGGGCCCGUAUAUCAAGAGCUGGAAGCCCCGCCUCUCUCCCCUGUUGGCGCUCUGUGUCUUCCUGGUGUGUGAGCGGCACCGAGGCGAGGCCUCUGAUUGGUUCCCUUACAUCGACGUGCUGCCCACCUCUUACACCUGCCCCGCCUACUUCACAGAUGGUGUCAUGGCCGUUCUGCCAACCGGUGUGCAGCGACGGGCUGCAGAGCAGAGGGAGGCGGUGCGACAAAUCCACUCCUUGAAUCAAAACUUUUUCAGAUCUCUGCAGCCAAUCCUGAGUCAGCCUGUGGACGAGGUGUUGACAUAUGAAGCAUUGAGGUGGGCGUGGUGCAGCGUCAACACGCGCUCUGUCUUCAUGUCCCACCCAUCCAACGACUUCCUGUUCGGACAGAAUGAUUAUGCUUUAGCCCCCUUUCUGGACCUGCUCAACCAUCGCCCUGACGUGCAGGUAAAAGCAAGUUUCAACGACGCGACGAGAUGUUAUGAAAUCAGGAGCGUGUCAGGGACGCUCCGCCACCAGCAGGCCUUCAUCAACUACUGUUGCCAUGACAGCCAGCGCCUGAUGCAAGAGUACGGAUUUGUGGCCCCAAACAAUCCCAACAGCGUGGUCUACGUGGACACCGAUCUCCUUUGUGAUGUUGUAAGAGGCGACAGCAGUUUGCAUCAGAAGAUCAAGUUCCUCAGAGAGAACGACUUCCUUCAUAAUCUCACUUUGUCCAGUGAAGGUCCCGGCUGGAGGCUGAUGACAGCUGUCAGACUGUUGUCGCUGCCACAAGCACUGUAUCUCCAGUGGAAGGCUGUGUUGCUCGGGCAGGUGGUGUGUGACGCGAGGGAGGAGUGGAGCGUCCAGACAGUUAAGACUCUCUGUCAGCGACUACGACAAGACACACACACAGCUCUGGAUAAGAUCUCCCACCUCCUCCGGCUGUGUGACCUGUCCGUCAGGGAGCAGCUACAUGUGGUCAAGUCACUGCGGCAGGAGGAGAGGUGCAUCCUGGGAAGCUGCCUCGAGGCGCUGGAAGGCACGUCGAGACAACCAGACGAACUGUUGUCAUGCCAACCUGAUGUUGACGCUGUGAGCUGACAUCUGAUUGGUGCUCUGGCCUGCCAGUAGUAAUGUUAUUGAAGUGGUGAUGCUGGACAGUCUCCAUGUUCCUGCCCGUCCAGCAGUAAGGACUGCCUGGCGUCCUGUAACCAGAGCGUCACAGGUCGGACUCCCCGUCUGCUGAAAGAGCAUUCUUCACUUUUAAUUGACCAGGACAGAGGGGGUCAUCAUUAUAAGAAGACGUGCAGGACCUUUCUCAAGAACAAGAUGUAGAUUAGACACGAUUUUAUUAAUUCUUUUAAAAGGUAAAGUGCACUUCCUGAUCUUUUCUAUUCAGUUUUAUGAAAGCCACUUAAAUUGCACUUCCUGUUUUUAUUGUAUUUUUGAUGACAAAACAUAAAACGUUGCUGUUUUUACUUCGAAAGCAGAACUCAGAUGUUUGGAUAAAGUGUAUUUAUUGAGGAACACUGAGCAGACAGGCUCCAGUGCGGGCUGAAGGCUCGCAUCAUAAGAGCCACAUGAAAUCAAACGUUCAGAAGUAAAAAAGGUGUUUCGUGUUUGGAGGAAACUCAGCGGCUCGUUGGUUCCAACUGAAGGAAAAGGAUUCUUCCUGCAGCUUGAAGUGGAGCAGGUCAAGUGAAGCGGAGACUCUCACCACAGGACUGUGACUUUCUCUCAGUGUUGGUCCAGACAGGCAAAAGGUUCACCGUGUCUUCCUGUGUUGAGCGUGAUGCACGCUGCGGGACGAUUCAGGCGCCUGAAAUCAAUUCACCAGUAAAAACACUUUGUAAUUGUUAACGUGUGACAUGAAACACUUGAUCUGCAGAAAGAGUUUCCUGUGAGUCGUGCCGUCGUACAUUUCGGACGCACGUGGUCAGAGUUGAACAACAGCCUUCUUCUGGUGACGCUGGACAGUCUCCAUGGCAACAGUGGCUUCAUAGAGCGGCACCGCCUCCUCGGGCUGCGGUCUGGAGAGGCGGAUUACAUUUGAUUUAAGUUACAUCUAUAAACUCAAUUAUGAACUGUGUUUGAGGCAUUAAAAUUAAUCUUUAAAUUAUACCUGGCAGAGGGUAGAGCAGGGGUGUCAAACAUGCGGCCCGGGGGCCAAAACCGGCCCGCCAGAGGGUCCAGUCCGGCCCGCGGGAUGACU
Molecule: messenger RNA, 2567 nt
Organism: Cottoperca gobio
Lineage: Eukaryota; Metazoa; Chordata; Actinopteri; Perciformes; Bovichtidae
Gene: setd4
Product: SET domain containing 4
Exons: 13
Coding region: 95-1456 (453 amino acids)
Biological process (GO): peptidyl-lysine trimethylation; peptidyl-lysine monomethylation
Molecular function (GO): protein binding; protein-lysine N-methyltransferase activity
Source: RefSeq, a predicted model, not a curated record